AUGGCCUCCGGAGCUGAUUCAAAAGGUGAUGACUUAUCAACAGCCAUUCUUAAACAAAAGAAUCGUCCCAAUCGGUUAAUUGUCGAUGAAGCAAUCAAUGAGGACAACAGUGUGGUGUCCUUGUCCCAGCCCAAGAUGGAUGAGCUGCAGUUGUUCCGAGGUGAUACAGUGUUGCUGAAAGGAAAGAAGAGGCGGGAAGCUGUGUGCAUUGUGCUUUCUGAUGACACAUGUUCUGAUGAGAAGAUUCGAAUGAAUAGAGUUGUUCGGAAUAACCUUCGCGUACGCCUAGGGGAUGUUAUCAGCAUCCAGCCAUGCCCUGAUGUGAAGUAUGGCAAACGCAUCCACGUGCUACCCAUCGAUGACACGGUGGAAGGUAUCACUGGCAAUCUCUUUGAGGUAUACCUUAAGCCAUACUUCCUGGAAGCUUAUCGACCUAUCCGGAAAGGAGACAUUUUCCUUGUCCGGGGUGGAAUGCGUGCUGUGGAGUUCAAAGUAGUGGAGACAGAUCCUAGCCCUUACUGCAUUGUUGCUCCAGACACAGUGAUCCACUGUGAAGGGGAGCCUAUCAAACGAGAGGAUGAGGAAGAGUCCUUGAAUGAAGUAGGCUAUGAUGACAUUGGUGGCUGCAGGAAACAGCUGGCUCAGAUAAAAGAGAUGGUAGAGCUGCCCUUAAGACAUCCUGCCCUAUUUAAGGCAAUUGGUGUGAAGCCUCCUCGGGGAAUCCUGCUCUAUGGACCUCCUGGGACCGGGAAGACUCUGAUUGCUCGAGCUGUGGCAAAUGAGACGGGGGCCUUCUUCUUUUUGAUCAAUGGUCCUGAGAUUAUGAGCAAGUUGGCUGGUGAGUCUGAGAGCAACCUUCGUAAAGCCUUUGAGGAGGCUGAGAAGAAUGCUCCUGCUAUUAUCUUCAUUGAUGAGCUGGAUGCUAUUGCUCCCAAAAGAGAAAAAACCCAUGGGGAAGUGGAACGGCGCAUUGUAUCACAAUUGUUGACCCUUAUGGAUGGCCUUAAGCAGAGAGCACAUGUGAUCGUCAUGGCAGCAACUAACAGACCUAACAGCAUUGACCCAGCCCUACGGCGAUUUGGUCGCUUUGACAGGGAGGUAGAUAUUGGAAUCCCUGAUGCUACAGGACGUUUGGAAAUUCUUCAGAUCCAUACCAAGAACAUGAAGCUGGCGGAUGAUGUGGACCUGGAACAGGUAGCCAAUGAGACUCAUGGGCAUGUGGGUGCUGACUUAGCAGCUUUGUGCUCGGAGGCCGCUCUGCAAGCAAUCCGCAAGAAGAUGGACCUUAUUGACCUAGAGGAUGAAACCAUUGAUGCUGAGGUCAUGAACUCCCUGGCAGUUACAAUGGAUGACUUCCGGUGGGCCUUGAGCCAGAGCAACCCAUCAGCAUUGCGGGAGACUGUGGUGGAGGUGCCACAGGUAACCUGGGAGGACAUUGGAGGCCUGGAGGAUGUGAAACGUGAGCUUCAGGAACUGGUCCAGUAUCCUGUGGAGCACCCAGACAAAUUCCUCAAGUUUGGCAUGACACCUUCCAAGGGAGUACUGUUCUAUGGACCUCCUGGCUGUGGGAAAACCUUACUGGCCAAAGCCAUUGCUAAUGAAUGCCAGGCUAACUUCAUCUCCAUCAAGGGUCCUGAGCUGCUCACCAUGUGGUUUGGGGAGUCUGAGGCCAAUGUCAGAGAAAUCUUUGACAAGGCCCGCCAAGCUGCCCCCUGUGUACUAUUCUUUGAUGAGCUGGAUUCAAUUGCCAAGGCCCGUGGUGGUAACAUUGGAGAUGGUGGUGGAGCUGCUGACCGAGUUAUUAACCAGAUCCUGACAGAAAUGGAUGGUAUGUCCACAAAAAAGAACGUUUUUAUCAUUGGUGCGACCAACCGGCCUGACAUCAUUGAUCCUGCCAUUCUGCGUCCUGGCCGCCUUGAUCAACUCAUCUAUAUCCCGCUGCCCGAUGAGAAGUCCCGUGUUGCCAUCCUGAAGGCCAACCUGCGCAAGUCUCCAGUUGCCAAGGAUGUGGAUUUGGAGUUCCUGGCUAAGAUGACUAAUGGCUUCUCUGGAGCUGACCUGACAGAGAUAUGUCAACGUGCCUGUAAACUGGCCAUUCGUGAAUCCAUCGAGAGUGAGAUAAGGCGAGACCGUGAGAGACAGACCAAUCCAUCAGCCAUGGAGGUAGAAGAAGAUGAUCCAGUGCCUGAGAUACGCCGAGAUCACUUUGAGGAGGCCAUGCGCUUUGCCCGCCGUUCUGUCAGUGACAAUGAUAUUCGAAAAUACGAGAUGUUUGCUCAGACCCUUCAGCAGAGUCGGGGCUUUGGCAGUUUCAGAUUCCCUUCAGGAAACCAGGGUGGAGCUGGCCCCAGUCAGGGCAGUGGAGGCGGCACAGGUGGCAGUGUGUACACAGAAGACAAUGAUGAUGACCUCUACGGCUAA
Molecule: messenger RNA, 2421 nt
Organism: Pipistrellus nathusii (Nathusius's pipistrelle)
Lineage: Eukaryota; Metazoa; Chordata; Mammalia; Chiroptera; Vespertilionidae
Source: the annotation of a GenBank genome assembly